GAAUUACCAAACUUCAUGUUAUGGAGAAAUGCGAGCUGUUACGUACUUAGUUAAUUCGUACCUCACAUAAGCCGUUUCGUACCUUGGUUAAUUUAAAGAAAACAAGAGAACUUUUACAUGCACUUAAUGUAGCUAAGUCGCUAAUAAUUGGGACCUAGAAAUUGACACAAAUGGGUCGCAACGCAUACAAUAAUGAAAAGUACGAAUCAAUCUGCGGUACGAAUGAACUAAGUACGAAACAGCCAGGGUACGAAACAGCCUGCACCCUUAAGGAGGUAUACCGAGAAAAAAAAGCUCAAUUGAAAGAUUUGAUUGCUAGUAAGCGACCAUGAAGACGAAUAUACAUCAGACAGUUUUAAAUCAGCUGAAACAACUACUGCGUGUUAAAGAUACCCUGUUCACACUAAACAGAUCAGCUGGUUCAUAUAAACAGAGAAUAUUAAAAAGAGAGGACAUCAAGGAGGAGAUAACUCAGUAUAUAGGAGAGAACGCGAAACAAGCCCAGCGAGUAUAUGUAUGGGGUUGUGCUGCUACUGGCGCUUUAGGUAUAGCUAAAUUUCUACGACCAGAAAAAGGUCAUCGACCUCUUAUGCAGGUUAAAACUCCAUCGAGAAUGAAAUCGAUGAAUGAAAAUAACAUGAAGGUAUAUGAUGUUAGCUGUGGUUAUGGUUUUACUGUUUAUGCUGUGAAGAAAGGCAAUAAGCAUUCUAUACUGGGUACUGGAAUAAACACAGAUUCACAGAUUGGUUAUCACGAACAACCCAGAAAUUCAGGCAGAAUAUUAGACUAUGUCAUAGGACCUACACAGAUUUAUCUCCCCUUGAAAGAUCCAGAUACCACCAGGGUGAGCAGUAUGUCAUGUGGUAGAGCACAUACAGUUAUUGUUACUGAGGGAGAGGGAGUGUAUAGUUUAGGUAAUAAUGCUUAUGGUCAGUGUGGUAGGUCUAUAGUACCAGAAGAAGUAUUUAGAAAGAAUCCAAGAGUAAAUGUUUUAACUGAUUUACCAGAUAAUAUAGUCAAGGUAGAAUGUGGACAGGACCAUACCAUGUUUUUAACGGAAGAAGGACAUGUGUAUAGUUGUGGACUAGGUGCAGAUGGACAAACAGGUUUAGGCCAUUAUAAUAAUAUUGAUAAACCAACAAGGUUAAAGGGUGAUAUAGAAGGAGAAAAGAUAGUGUCUAUAUCCAGUAAAGGUGAUUGUGUUCUAGGUAUAUCAGAAAAUGGUGAAGUAUUUGGAUGGGGUAACUCUGAAUAUAAUCAGUUGUCAAUGGUAACCGAGGAGACACAAGUCAACAUUCCCCGUCAUCUACCAAUUACAAAGUAUUGUGGAAAGAUUAUCAAGGCUGUUGCUGGGGGUUCAGUUUGCGCGAUUUUAAAUAGUAAAAAUGAAGUAUAUGUUUGGGGCUAUGGUAUUCUGGGUAAAGGACCAAAGUUGGACAUGUGUAUGGAACCUUCCAAAUUACCCCAAGCCUUAUUUGGGCAGAACGAACUACAGCCGGAGGUCAAAGUUCUUGACAUCGUUUGUGGGUUGGGUCAUUUUGUUGCAUUAACAGAUAAGGGGGAUAUAUUUUCAUGGGGUAAAAAUAAAUAUGGUUGUAUUGGUCUUGGUAAGGAAACUGAUCAGUUUUUUCCACUAAAGGUAUCUUUACCAGCUGAAGCAGUGUCUGUAUAUUGUGGAGUAGAUCAUACUGUGGCUCUAGCUAAAUCAUUCUGUUAAUUACAUUCUCCAAUAUGAUAAUGAAAACUCUGACAUUUUAGAAAAGCAUAUGACAUUAUAAUGAAAAAUGUUAUGGUUAAAAAAUUUUAUAGUGAUAUCAUUAACUGUAUAGUGAAAUUUAAUAAAGCAACCCUAAUGCUAAGAUUAUUAUUA
Patella vulgata (common limpet) is the source of this 1870-nucleotide messenger RNA. RefSeq names its product RCC1-like G exchanging factor-like protein. Bases 329 to 1717 code for a protein of 462 amino acids. The record is from RefSeq and is a predicted model, not a curated record. Lineage: Eukaryota; Metazoa; Mollusca; Gastropoda; Patellidae. The transcript is spliced from 14 exons.